AAUAAAAAGAAAAGUCACAAGCAGGGGGUGACACUGGAGGGAGGGCAAUAACUGAUCCAUGAGGGGCACAAUGACAGCACUGGGGAGUCACUUUGUGGACCCCAGGGGCCACAUCAAUAGGAUAUACAUCGAGGGGCCACAAAUGUGUUCCUAAGUGCCGAUUACAGUAUCAGUUUCUGUCUCUGAAAUUGUGACAGUACAGAAUCCUUUAUCUGUGUGUGUGGUUGUGGCAGUUUGAGGGUCUCUGAGGCCAGGUUAUCAGGGACCCCUCUUCUGAUAUCGCUAUCGAUAUCGCUGAAGUUCUGCUCAAGCAAAGUUCCUGAAUCCAGAGUGGCAUGCCAGCACAGAAAGCGUGGUACGAGAUCUCAAGGAAUGCUAAGUUAAAAGAAAGCAAACCGUUUUUCUUUUGAAAGGUGAGGCUGAGCAAUGCUUGGAAGGUUUCCGCAUUGCAUUAAAAGGGGAAUCUCCCAGUGAACUUAGUACUGAUUGAGGCUGACAACAGCUGACGUCUCAAAUCCCUGGUGCCAACUUAAUGGAAAGAGACAAGCCGGGCGCUUCUCACAACUGUCCCUGCGGAGCUGAGGAGCGGAUAUUCUUCUGUGCUUUGCUUGUUGCCAUUCGGUUCUUCUGAUCUCGAGAAGAAAGCGAACAGACAGCAGCAGCAGCAGCUCCAGCCAGACAGAAAGGAUACCAGAAAGACCAGCAGGGAGCAUUCAAAAAGAAAAAGAGAGAAGAACGGGGACGUUCGUUUGAAUUGGUUUUGAAAGAGGAAAGCUUCAGGUGAAGAAGAAGAAGAAGAAGAAGAAGAAGAAGAAGGAGGAGGAGGAGGAGGAGGAAUAAACAGGGAGGUUGAAGAAAGAAAGGUGGACGAGCAGCGGGCCAUGGGGCAGCAGCUGAGUGAAGAUAAGGAGGCUGAGAUUGGUGUGGCCGAGCUCCAGGAGUGGUAUAAGAAGUUCGUGGUGGAGUGCCCCAGUGGGACUCUCUUCAUGCACGAGUUCAAGGGCUUCUUCGGGGUCACGGACAACCAGGAGGCAGCCGAGUACAUCGAGAACAUGUUCCGUGCCUUCGACAAGAACGGGGACAACACGAUUGAUUUCCUGGAGUACGUGGCAGCGCUGAACCUGGUGUUGAGAGGGAAGCUGGAGCACAAGCUGAAGUGGACCUUUAAGAUGUACGACAAGGACGGGAACGGGUGCAUUGACAAGACGGAGCUGCUGGAGAUUGUGGAGGCUAUAUACCGAUUGAAGAAAGCCUGCCAUGGGGAGACGGGCGAUGCCUGCCUCCUGCUCACCCCCGAUCAAGUCGUCGACAGGAUAUUCCAAUUAGUCGACGCGAACGGAGACGGAGGUACGGAUUUGCCAGGAUUUCUCUCGACUCUCCCCCCGCAGGCCAGCUCUCUCUGGACGAGUUCAUUGACGGAGCGCAGAGAGACAAGUGGGUGAUGAAGAUGCUUCAGAUGGACGUGAACCCGGGAGGCUGGAUUAGUGCGCAGAGAAGGAAGAGCACUUUAUUCUGAAGGCGCUCAAACCAAAGGACUUGCUACCGAGCGCUCCCCUUCCUUCUGCCCUGCCCUUUCCUUUCGGUCUGUUGCUUUAUUUUUUCGGUGUUUUAUGUUGUUUUACAUCUCAGGCUUCUGAAAUUGUAACCCUAGGUGUGUUUGCACUAGAACAUUCACUAGGGAUAACAUAUAUGUCUAUGAAGUACACUGCUGGCUAUUUUAUUAGGACCCUGAUCACAGCCUUGAUUCAGCAAGGGGCUCCCAGGAUGUUAAUCCACUCGUUACCAGCUCACGCAGGUGUGGUGGCCACGGAAGAUUUCUGUCAUGCUCCUCAAGCCAUUCUCACACAGUGGCUGGCUUAGUGAUCGGCCUCAAGGUACAGGUGACUCCAUGUUAGGUGGAUCCACAGCGAUGCUGAAUUACACUGGAUUGCUCUGCCUUCCAGAGUCCUCGAGGGACCCAGGGUAUACCAGGGCAGUGCCAAACCCAAUCAGGUGCUAAUGAAGUGGCCAGGCAAUGAGACACUUUGCAAUAAUUGGCCUUCUUCUUGUUUCAGCGAUGACGUGGCAGUCUUUGCUUCCCAACGCUUGCUUUUCCUCUCCCCCACCCCCCUUCCCCCUUCCUCUCUCUCUUUCUCUUCCAUCACAUCGAGAUCAGUUCCUUGAGUUUCUCUAAGACAGCAUUUUUCAGGUCAUCCGCAUGGCAAAGGGUUUAUCUUGAGCUCAGCCUCACUACAUUUAGGAUCAAGGUGUUAAUUCAGCUAUAAAUAACACAAUGUACAGUACAAUGACCCAAAACCAGGGCUAUCAAAGGACCACCAAUGAGAAAUAAUGAGAUGGACCGUUUCAUAAAGUUUACGUGUGUUUUUACUGUGGAACAAGGAUGUAUUUCACUGAGGAAAGCGAUUGAUUCAGGAUCGUGGUCAAAUCAUUUGGAACCCCAUGUAACAGUAUGCUAAACGCUCCCACACUGAACUCUCCAGUUUCCCUUUCUAUACGAUGGUUUGCAUUCCUUGGUCAUGUUCAUUUUCUUGUCUUGCUUUCCCGUAUUCUGUGUGCUUUAUCGCUUUCUUCCCAUGCCUGACAGUACUUCCAAUGUGCUAUACUGCACACUGACAUAAACCUUCAUCUCAAUGUGAUGGGACCUAUUCCUAAAACAGGCUUCAAUGCUAACACUUCAAACAGUCUCCACUCCACAGACAGCUCGGAUCUACUGUACAGAUUGUGAGGGAACAAUUCUGGACCAAAUCAAAAAAAGCAAACCUGCUGGUUGAUAUUUUGCGAAUGGACAGUAUUUUGUACAAAGUGAAUGACUGUAAAUAAAGAAUAUUUCAUUUCUUAAA
Messenger RNA from Acipenser ruthenus (sterlet), 2840 nucleotides. RefSeq names its product guanylyl cyclase-activating protein 2-like. Gene Ontology annotation, molecular function: calcium ion binding; calcium sensitive guanylate cyclase activator activity. Bases 882 to 1442 code for a protein of 186 amino acids. Lineage: Eukaryota; Metazoa; Chordata; Actinopteri; Acipenseriformes; Acipenseridae. Gene Ontology annotation, biological process: visual perception. The transcript has 4 exons. The record is from RefSeq and is a predicted model, not a curated record. Gene Ontology annotation, cellular component: cone photoreceptor outer segment; photoreceptor inner segment.